UUCUGCAUGAUGCCUGCACUUGGUGAUAGUUUCUAUCCAGCAGCAUUUGACAUUAACAUGCCCACCCUGAGUUUUCUCAGCGAAACCGCGGUUGCUAGGAAAAAAUAAUUUUGAAAAGGAUCGAAUAAAUAAAGCUUAAGGAAAAGCUCAAGGGAGAAGAGAGGGAAGAAGACGUGAACUGAAGCUCUUUGCAGCUGAGACUAGAACUGAUUAAACUUCAGGACUUAAAGUGACAAUGCUCCGAACUGUUCCUAAAGAAAACUAGAACUGCACUAAAACUGGGAGACAUGGCCCUGAGUGCCAGGACCACCUUCUGACUUGGUACCUUGAGGGACUAGUGAAAAGCCCCUUGGAAGAGACUAGAGGUUUUUAAACCAUUUUAGGAGGAGUUUGACUGAGUUCUUUCUAAAAUGAACUCCACACACUACUACCAUGGAAUGCACCCCUCUCUCCACUUCUGGAACCACAGCCAUGUCUUGCACAGCAGUACCAAUGACUCCCUUGGCAAAGGUUACCUGGACGGGGGUUGCUACGAACAACUUUUUGUCUCUCCUGAGGUGUUUGUCACCCUGGGUAUCAUCAGCUUGUUGGAGAACAUCCUGGUGAUCGUGGCAAUUGCCAAGAACAAGAAUCUCCACUCCCCCAUGUACUUCUUCAUCUGUAGCUUGGCCGUGGCUGACAUGCUGGUGAGCGUCUCCAAUGGAUCAGAGACUAUUGUCAUCACCCUGCUAAACAGCACUGACACUGAUGCACAAAGUUUCACGGUGAACAUCGAUAAUGUCAUUGACUCGGUGAUUUGCAGUUCUCUGCUUGCCUCUAUUUGCAGCUUGCUCUCUAUUGCAGUGGACAGGUACUUUACUAUCUUCUAUGCUCUGCAAUAUCAUAACAUCAUGACAGUUAGGAGGGUUGGGAUCAUCAUCACUUGUAUUUGGGCAGCUUGCACAUUGUCCGGCAUUUUGUUUAUAAUUUACUCAGACAGUAGUGCUGUCAUCAUCUGUCUCAUUAGCAUGUUCUUCACCAUGCUAGCUCUCAUGGCUUCUCUCUAUGUCCAUAUGUUCCUGAUGGCCCGUCUUCAUAUUAAGAGGAUUGCAGUUCUCCCUGGCACAGGCACCAUCCGCCAAGGGGCCAACAUGAAGGGGGCUAUUACCCUGACCAUCCUGAUUGGGGUUUUUGUGGUAUGCUGGGCCCCCUUUUUCCUCCACCUGAUUUUCUAUAUCUCAUGCCCCCAAAAUCCAUACUGUGUGUGUUUCAUGUCCCACUUCAACUUUUAUCUCAUCCUCAUCAUGUGUAAUUCUAUCAUUGAUCCCCUUAUCUAUGCCCUUCGGAGUCAAGAACUGAGGAAAACCUUCAAGGAGAUCAUCUGUUGUUAUACUCUAGGAGGCCCCUGUGAUUUAUCUGGCAGAUAUUAAAACACCUCACUGACCUGUACUUAAUCCUCCAUGGAAUUCUCUCAACAGAACCUGGACUGUGUACUUCACAAGCAGCUUUCUGUAUUGUAUAUGACUUGUUCGGUGUAUCAUUUGUAAAACAAAAACUAAACAAACUGGAUUGUGAUUUAUUUUCAAUGUGAAAAAAUAUGCUAGUCUCUAAGGUUUUUUUGUUUGUUUAAAUGCCAUAAUAACUUUUGAGAUGUGAAAUGCUAACAAUAUGCUAAUUUCAGCUUCUCUGUGU
This is a messenger RNA of Dromiciops gliroides (monito del monte), 1671 nucleotides long. It is a transcript of the gene MC4R, whose product is annotated as melanocortin 4 receptor. Gene Ontology annotation, cellular component: membrane. Gene Ontology annotation, molecular function: melanocyte-stimulating hormone receptor activity. The transcript has a single exon. The coding region runs from base 411 to 1409 and encodes 332 amino acids. Lineage: Eukaryota; Metazoa; Chordata; Mammalia; Microbiotheria; Microbiotheriidae. The record is from RefSeq and is a predicted model, not a curated record. Gene Ontology annotation, biological process: G protein-coupled receptor signaling pathway.